AUGGAGGCGCUGUGCAACGGACAAGCUAUAUCCGAACAUGUGAAGAAUAUUCCCGGCUCUCACUCCUUCCAAACGCAUGCGACGUCCAUGCUGAUCGCCACGACGGCAGCGCGCGUCGCCGCCUUCCCGCUCGAGACAAUCAAAAUCAUGCUCCAGACCAAUCUCGUGCCGUUCAUUGCAGCGGCGCCCGCUGCUCCGGCGCUGGACUCGUUCGCGCUCCAAGCGCAGCUCCAUCCGUCCCCGUCCUACUUUCGCGCGCUGCCGGUCGCUGUACCAGCCGAAGUCAUGGAGCUGGCUGGCACAAGACCGCCACCACCACCACAACCUCCGUCGCUGAGCGGAGCCCCAGGACGCCAACAGGGACUGGUCGCGUUUCGACCCUACUGGGACGCCAGAGAGUGCCUGCGAUCGCUCGCCACUUGCUGCCCCUGCCCACCUUUACUGGGUGGUCUUUUGCGGAUUCACUAG
Molecule: messenger RNA, 468 nt
Organism: Capsaspora owczarzaki ATCC 30864
Lineage: Eukaryota; Filasterea; Ministeriida; Capsasporidae
Exons: 3
Coding region: 1-468 (155 amino acids)
Source: RefSeq, a predicted model, not a curated record